Molecule: messenger RNA, 648 nt
Organism: Kluyveromyces marxianus DMKU3-1042
Lineage: Eukaryota; Fungi; Ascomycota; Saccharomycetes; Saccharomycetales; Saccharomycetaceae
Exons: 1
Coding region: 1-648 (215 amino acids)
Source: RefSeq, a predicted model, not a curated record
AUGAUGUUAUACGUUACUUUACAGUAUGAGUUUUCGCCAUUGAUCAGAAGUCAACUGGCUGACAGAUUCCCUUUAUUCUACCCUAUGGACGGCGAUAGCGUUGCGAUAUCAGUUCCAUUGCUUGUAGGAGAAGUGAUUGUUCUAUUAGUGAAUUAUAAGGCCCUGACGCAACUUUUCAGAUAUAGAGGAACAAAACACACCUACCAAGGAUUCUCGGCACUAUUUACAUUCCUAUUAAUUCUAGGUGCUGUAUUCCAUGUUUUUACAUUUGCAUGCUCCACUUUUUAUCUCCCGGAUAAGAAUAUGGGUAAAUUUGGUGUAUUUUAUCUAGAGCACCUCAACUAUAUAUGGGUAAACGCCCAAGCGUUUCAAUGUGUGAAAUAUGUACCACAAUUAUCUUUAAACUGGAUGGGUAUGUGCACUAUGGGUGUUUCGUCCAAGUUCGUGCUGAUUAGUCUUUUGUCAUCUGUGAUUGGAAUCCUAAGUCAUUAUAUAGGGUUUCCAGAUAAAUCGCAGUUCUAUUUAAUUCCUUGGAAUUCAUACCCACUCUUCGUCUUCAUGUGUCAAGCAAUUUCUGUGAUACUACUUUUAUACCAAUCACAUUUCAUAUAUGCCAAUAGAAGUCCGUAUUUACCAAGGGGAUCAUGA